Molecule: messenger RNA, 2207 nt
Organism: Vespa crabro (European hornet)
Lineage: Eukaryota; Metazoa; Arthropoda; Insecta; Hymenoptera; Vespidae
Gene: Pngl
Product: peptide-N(4)-(N-acetyl-beta-glucosaminyl)asparagine amidase
Exons: 7
Coding region: 239-2173 (644 amino acids)
Biological process (GO): protein deglycosylation; glycoprotein catabolic process; protein quality control for misfolded or incompletely synthesized proteins
Cellular component (GO): cytoplasm; cytosol; nucleus
Molecular function (GO): peptide-N4-(N-acetyl-beta-glucosaminyl)asparagine amidase activity
Source: RefSeq, a predicted model, not a curated record
UUUGCUAAGUAUUUUUAUAAUAUUUGCCUUUUUACUUAGUCAUUAAGUUAUUAGACGAUCAAUGUCUGUAAUUUCAAAUGUACUUUGAAAAAUCAUCAAUAAAACUUGGUGUUAAUUAUUAAUUUUGAUAAUUGAUAAAGCACACAAAAAUCUUUUUCAUAAAUAAACAUAUUGAGAGAGAUAAGUGAAAUGCUUUUCCAGAAAAUUUUUUAAAGUUGUAUAUUAAUUUAUUGAUAUCAUGGAUGAACGUUUACGUCAUUAUGUAGAUAUGUUGAAUGAAAAUGAGAUUUCUAUUCGGAAUAAUGCUGGAUGUGUGUUGUCAAAACUUUGUGAAAAGAUUUUACAUUUUCCAGAAGAAAAAAUUUAUCGUAUAAUUUAUCUCAAUGAUCCUGAUGUCGUAGAAAAGUUACUCCCAGCAAGUGGUGCCAUGGAAUGUUUAUUUGAAAUAGGUUUUAUAGAGGAUGGUGAUCGUCUUUGUCUUCCAAAGACUGCAUUACUCACAAGAUUGGAGACUUUACAGAAGUUACUAUCUUCAAUUGUUGAAUCGAAAUUAAACACUACAAAUUUGGAUCAGAGCCAAGCUGUUGUAGAAGCAACAAAAUCAUCAAUAGAAUUAUCAACAGAAAACAAAUUUUUUAAUAGAAUUAUUAAGCAGUUUUAUAGUGUUAUGCGAUAUGAAGAUCAUGACUUACAAGAGAAAGCUAGAAAAGUAAUACCAGUUGUGCAAUUGGAAAUCAAGACAAUGGAAAGAUUAAGAAAAUUUCAAAAGAAUAUGAAACUUGCUGCACUUAAUAAAGAAAUGAAGUCAGACUCAGCUUUAAAAGAAGAUUUAGUAGGUUCACUAGAUUUAUUUUUACUGGAACUUCUGCACUGGUUUAAGUAUGAUUUCUUUCAAUGGAUUGAUAGUCCAUUAUGUACUAGCUGUUCUAUGGAAUGUUCAUAUGAAAGUGUAAAACCUUCUUCAGAUCCAAGGUGUUCCCGUAUAGAAGUUCAUAGAUGUAAUUCUUGCAAUGCAAUAGCGGAAUUUCCACGGUAUACAGAUCCAGAAGUAUUGUUAACUUCUAGAUGUGGACGUUGUGGGGAAUGGGCAAAUUUAUUCACACUUUUUUGUCGCUCACUAAAUUAUGAUGCAAGACUUAUAUAUGAUGUAACAGAUCAUCUGUGGACAGAAAUAUGGUCUGUUACUGAAAAUAGAUGGAUUCAUGUAGAUCCAUGUGAAAAUAUAAUAGAUCAGCCAUUGAUGUAUGAACGUGGCUGGCAUAAAAAAUUAAGCUAUAUAUUAGCUUAUUCACGAGACGAAGUUCAGGAUGUUACUUGGCGUUAUACGCGAAAUCAGAUUGAUGUAAUGGCAAGGAGAAAAAAAUGUUCAGAAGAAAAUUUAUUAAAUUUACUUCAAACAUUAAAUGAGGAACGUCAAAACUCUGUAAGUUACAGCAUGGCACGUAAAAAAUAUGUUAUCAAACGACGUCUCCAGGAGCUUGUAGGAAUGCUUAAUUUUCCAAACAUUUCAAACAAUGAUGACGAUAAUAAUUAUCACGGAAGAACAACAGGUUCUUAUGCAUGGAGAAUGGCACGAGGAGAAAUUGACCAGCGCAAUGUAAAAAAAAAUUAUAUAUGGGAUAUUUCCAAAGGUGGCAAAUCAUUCAUUCUUCAAUAUUUUAUUGUUAGAAAUGUAUAUAAAGUUAUACAUUCUGAUGGCUAUAUCUUGGAACAGAAAUCUGAUUGGCAAGAGGGAGUAAAUAGUGUUGAAGGUGGCAUUUUUCAUAAAGUAGAAAAUGAUUGGAAGGUGGCAUAUUUAUCUCGUUCAGUAAAUGCUGAAUACGGAUACGUAAAAUGGUCGUUUGAAGUUCGAAACCCAGAUUUAUGUAUAGAGACAUUUAAAUUACAGGCAAAAACUAAAGUUUUUCAUGGUGCAAAUAUUUCUUGGGAAGUGGAAGGCUUUUUUCCUUCUAUAAAGAAAAAAAAUGCUUCCAUAAUUAUUCCUAUUUGUACAUGCAAUGAUUUUGCUACAGAAAAAUUAAAAGGAACAACAAAAUUAAAUAUUACAGUAAAACUUUCUGGUGGGGAAGGUGAUCUUGCUUGGCAACAUGCUCAAUUAUUUAGAGAAAGUUUAAAGAAUACUGAAGAACCAUCUAUGAUCGUUACUAUUAAACUCAAUAAUCAUAAAAACUAAUGUUUGUUUAAAGUCAAUAAAAAUAUUAACAAUA